Vombatus ursinus (common wombat) is the source of this 368-nucleotide messenger RNA. RefSeq names its product D-dopachrome decarboxylase-like. The transcript has a single exon. NCBI's taxonomy places the organism in Eukaryota, Metazoa, Chordata, Mammalia, Diprotodontia, Vombatidae. Gene Ontology annotation, molecular function: phenylpyruvate tautomerase activity. The coding region runs from base 1 to 357 and encodes 118 amino acids. The record is from RefSeq and is a predicted model, not a curated record.
AUGCCCUACGUGGAGCUGGACACCAGCCUGCCCUCCGCCCGGCUGCCCAGCGGCCUGAGCCAGCGCCUGUGCGCCGCGACUGCGGCCAUGCUGGGCAAGCUCCAGGACAGAGUCAAUGUGAUUGUGAGGCCACACCUCACCAUGAUCCUGGGUGGUUCAGGGGACCCCUAUGCCCAGCUCAUAGUCUCCUCCAUUGGCGUGGUUGGCACAGCAGAGGAAAACCGGGACCACAGCGCCAAGUUCUUUGAGUUCCUCACCAAGGAACUGAGCCUGAGUCAGGACCGAAUUAACAUUCGGUUCUACCCCAUGGAGCCCUGGCAAAUUGGCAAGAAGGGCACGGUGAUGACGUUUCCGUAAGCAGCCCAGAG